AUGUAUAAAGUAGACUCGCUAAUGAUGUUGCUGUGUUUUCACUAUGGCAUUCUUUUUGGAUAUCGUUUUAGUUCUCCAUCAGAGGACACUAAUGGCAAAUGGCCAUCUCUAGUGGAGUCACUUGAAAUAGAGCGCAGACGAAACGCGACGCUGACAAAGAAACUAAGAAAGGAAAAAGCAAAAAACAAGAAAUUAAUUUCUACAAAUGCUGCAUUAUCUCCAGGGCCGUCACGUUUUCAAUCGACAAUGAGGGAAAACCGCCAAGAAGGUAUUCGAUUAGGUGGAAAUGAUUCGCUUUCGGCCACUAUGACCAACUUGUCAUUCGCGUCACUGAACAUAGCAAAGUGUAAACCAACUGACGGCGAAGACGAAAUAGACAGGAGAUCGUUUGGAAACUGGAGAGAUUUGUUGGAAGCGUCGAUGAAGUUAGUGGGGGCGAUGGAUGAAGAAUCGAAGAUGAGCAUCUUCAGGAUUAAAGCGGGGACGAACCUUCUUGACAUUUUGGAAGCAACCGUGUCUUCACCCAACAACCCAAGUGCAGAGGUUGCCCCAUAUUCGAACGCUAUCCAAAGAUUGGUGGAUCAUUUCGGAUCACGGGACUAUUGUUUGCUUCAGCGCCAGAAACGCCGUUCUCUGACCCAAAGCGCUAACGAAUCGCAUUUCAAAUACGUGCAACGCGUUAUUAACUCUGCAAAACUGUGCAAUUUCGCUGGAGAUCAGUUUUGA
This is a messenger RNA of Ochlerotatus camptorhynchus, 726 nucleotides long. RefSeq lists its product as uncharacterized. The record is from RefSeq and is a predicted model, not a curated record. Lineage: Eukaryota; Metazoa; Arthropoda; Insecta; Diptera; Culicidae. Bases 1 to 726 code for a protein of 241 amino acids. The transcript has a single exon.